Syngnathoides biaculeatus (alligator pipefish) is the source of this 5927-nucleotide messenger RNA. It is a transcript of the gene abcd1, whose product is annotated as ATP-binding cassette, sub-family D (ALD), member 1. Gene Ontology annotation, cellular component: peroxisomal membrane. Gene Ontology annotation, biological process: fatty acid beta-oxidation; very long-chain fatty acid catabolic process; peroxisome organization. The coding region runs from base 604 to 2832 and encodes 742 amino acids. Gene Ontology annotation, molecular function: ATP binding; long-chain fatty acid transmembrane transporter activity; ABC-type transporter activity. The record is from RefSeq and is a predicted model, not a curated record. The transcript is spliced from 17 exons. Lineage: Eukaryota; Metazoa; Chordata; Actinopteri; Syngnathiformes; Syngnathidae.
AGUGCAGAAGGAAGGAUACAUGUGCUCUUCGUAAGGGGACGAGGCCGCUGCUCACUUUAUGGUGCGAUUGACUACACGUAAGUUGUUGGCUCAACGUAAGGGACCCCUAACGACCUCUGUUUUCGACGUACUUCAGACGUGUAAAUGCUCUUCGUACGUAUCCAAAGGAUCGGAUGAAGGACAGUGUGCCGGAAAGUGGGUGCUGUUUCAUGCUUCUAUCACUACAAAGUAGGUCGACUGUUAGCAUCGGCGCACGGCGUUUCCCAAACCGAGUUGAGGCCGUUGUAUCGGAACCAACGCAUUGCUAGUGUUGACGGAACUAUUCGCAGGAAAACAUUUCUCUCAUCGGAAACGCUCGCCUGCUGCUGUGCUGACAGUGGAAGCUCAUGGCGCUCCUCCAGCUACAACAACCACUGUUUGUUUGAGACGCCAUUAAAAUACUUGAUUUAUUUUUAUUGGAAUUUUCUGAUGUGGUCCAAGAAAGCGAAGAAGGAAACGAGGAUAUAGGAGUUCUUACAGUCGUCAUGACAACAUGGUCCUCUGUCUGCUGACCGCAAAGUCACCCCCAUAGCCUGCUGCAAUUACUGCCUUCUCAUCAUCAAUAUGCAGCUGACCUAUCAGAAGCUGCCUUCUCAGAUAAGGCGGAGCGCGCAACUCCGGCGUCUGGCGGCAGCUCUGUUAGCUGCCUAUUGUGUCAAAAAGUUGUUGCCAUACGUCUGGAGGAGGAAGAAGGGCAGGACUAAGCUGGCUGUGGCCUUGGUCAAUGACCCUACGACCUCAAAUGUCCACAAGCUGAAGGAGAGCAUUAACAGGUCACCAUCAGUAAACAGGGAGUUCAUCGUGCAACUUGCUGACCUGCUGAAGUUGUUGUUUCCACGGUUCCUAUGUCCUGAAGUGGCUGUGCUCAUCAUGCACUCGCUCACUCUGAUGUCCAGAACCUUCUUGUCCAUCUAUGUUGCCUCUCUGGAUGGAAUGAUCGUCAAGUGCAUCGUGAAGAAGGACCCGCACGCCUUCUUACUCCAGCUCCUCAAAUGGCUUCUGGUAGCCAUUCCCGCCACCUUCAUCAACAGUGCCAUCAGGUUCUUGGAAGGUCAACUGAGCCUUCACUUCCGGAGCCGGCUGGUCACCCACGCUUACAAACUUUACUUCAGUAACCAGACGUACUACCGAGUCAGCAACAUGGACAGCCGCUUGUCCAACCCAGAUCAGUCACUGACAGAAGACAUUGUCAUGUUCUCCGCCUCGGUGGCCCACCUCUACUCCAACCUAACAAAACCCAUUUUGGAUGUGGCUGUCACUGGCUACACUCUGCUGAGAACUGCCCACGCCAAAGGAGCCAACACUACAUGGCCCUCGAUCAUCGCCGGCCUCGUAGUAGCGCUUACAGCCAAAGUACUGCGCUCAUGUUCACCGCAAUUUGGAAAGCUAGUGGCUGAGGAAGCACAGCGGAAAGGUGACUUAAGGCACAUGCACUCACGCAUUAUCGCCAACUCAGAAGAAAUAGCUUUCUAUGGAGGACACCAGGUGGAGAUGGCCCAGCUUCAGAGGCGCUACAAGUCUUUGUCCCACCAGAUCCACCACAUCUUGGUCAAGCGUCUGUGGUACGUCAUGCUGGAGCAGUUCCUCAUGAAAUAUGUAUGGAGCGCCUCUGGCCUGGUCAUGGUGGCUGUGCCCAUCAUCACCGCCACUGGAUACUCUGAACAUGACUCCGAUGAGGUGAAGCAAGCAGCCAUGGUGAUGAAGGAGGAGGAGCUUGUGAGCGAGAGGACUCAGGCCUUCACCACGGCCAGAAACCUGCUCAAUUCUGCAGCUGAUGCUGUGGAAAGGAUCAUGAGCUCCUACAAAGAGGUCACAGAACUGGCUGGCUACACUGCUCGCGUCUCAGAGAUGUUGGGUGUCUUUGAGGACGUCAGUCAGGGUAUCUACCGGCGUGCCUCAGACAGAGAUGUGGGGGUCCCAACAGGGGCAGCAGUGGUGCAGCACAGCCACAGAGUGUGUGGCCAUCUGGCGAUGCGAGGCCAGGUGGUCAGUGUGGAGAAGGGUAUUCGAUGUGAAAACCUGCCAAUCAUCACGCCGACAGGAGAUGUGGUUGUGUCCAGCCUAAACAUGCAGGUUGACGAGGGCAUGGAUGUGUUGAUCACGGGACCUAAUGGCUGUGGGAAAAGUUCUUUGUUCAGGAUCCUCAGCGGCCUGUGGCCUGUUUACGGUGGUGUUCUUUCACGACCAGAACCAGAACACAUGUUCUACAUACCACAGAGGCCCUACAUGUCUGAGGGGACGCUGAGAGAUCAGGUGAUCUAUCCAGACUCUGUGGAGCAGAUGGCACGCAAAGGAAUAACAGACAUGUUUUUGGGGAAGAUUCUUUGCACCGUGCAACUUCUCUACAUCCUGGAGAGGGAGGGAGGUUGGGAGUCAGUCACUGACUGGAAGGAUGUCCUGUCAGGAGGAGAAAAGCAGCGUAUGGGAAUGGCUCGCAUGUUCUACCACAGGCCCAGCUAUGCUCUACUAGACGAGUGUACCAGUGCAGUGAGUAUCGAUGUGGAGGGAAGCAUCUACCAAGCCGCAAAGGAAGCUGGGAUAUCCUUGCUCUCGAUCACCCAUAGACCUUCGCUCUGGAAGUACCACUCUCACAUCCUGCAGUUUGAUGGAGAAGGUGGUUGGCGCUUUGAGCAUCUAGAUGCGACCACUCGUCUUUCUCUGCAGGAAGAGAAACUGCGUCUGGAGAGUCAGCUGUCAGGAAUUCCCAAAAUGCAGCAGCGUUUGUCGGAGCUCUGUGUCCUGCUGGGGGAAGACCAUGGCAACGCCAUGGCCGACCAUGGUUCUCUGUCCUGAGAGAUGGCACGCCAAGGAUGAUGGGCAGGGUCUUCACGAGAUUCUUCAGGAUCAGGAAAGAUUGAUUUUUAAGGGGAAAUCCACUGGUUUGCAGUAACAAUGUAUCCAAUAAGUCAUGUAAUAUGUACUCUAUUUUGACAAUGUGAUGUUAAAUCCUCUUUCAUUUAAUACUGUUUUGAGAAGAUUUUUACAUGCGCGGAUGUGAGGUGUACUGUGCCGCAACAAAGGCUCGAUGACAUGGGACAUAAUUUAUGCCCAGGCUGAUUUCUUGGAUUUAUACUCAUCUGAUGAAGAAAUAGCAGUAUCGGUUGAUUGUGAAGACGGAGGAAUACUUCCAUAGACACCCGUGAGCAGCACAGCCGUGAGCGGCACCGCCGCUCGGUUGAUCAAAAAGACGGAGGAAUACUUCCAUACACAGCUGUGAGUGGCACAGGCGUGAGCGGAUCGGCCGCUCGGUUGAUCAGGAAGAUGGAGGAAUACUUCCAUACACAGCCAUGAGUGGUGCCGAUCCGGGGUUUGGAGGUUCGGUGAGUUCGCUCCCCGGCGAGUGAGCUCCAGGACUUGGGGAGCAAGCUCACGCCUCGGCCGCUCGGUUGAUCGGGAAGACGGAGGAAUAUGUCCAUACACAGCCGUACAGCCAUGAGCACCACUAUGGAAGUAUUCCUCUGUCUUCCUGAUCAAUCGAGUGGCCGAGCUGCUCAUGGCUGUGCUGCUCCCAGCUGUGUAUGGAAGUAUUCCUCCGUUGUCCCGAUCAAUCGAUACUGCUAUUUCUUCUUCACAUGAGGAUAAAUCUUGAGAAAUCAGCACUGGGCAUAAAUGGUGUCCCAUGUAAUCGAGCCUUUGUUGCGUCACAUCCGCGCACGUAGGUCAUGUGAGUCGUGAAAAUGGCAGCGCCCCUGAAAAUUCGUAAUUGUUGAUAAAAAUUCUUCUCAAAACACUAUAAAUGAGAGAGGAUUUAACAUCACAUUGUCAAAAUAGAUUACAUAUUACAUGACCUAUUGGAUGCAUUAAUGCAAACCAGCGGAUUUCCCCUUUAGAGGAAUAGUCCGGUAAACAAUGAAAAGCCUUAAUCCGAUAGGUCAUGUCAUAUUUACUACACCUUGACAUUUUGAGGUUAAUCCGAAAUCAUUUAACGGUGUUUUUAUCGGCAAUUAAAAAUUUUAAUGGGUGCUGCCAUUUUGAUGAGCCACAUGACCUACUUGCGCGGAUGUGAAGUAUUUUGUGCGUAAAAAAAGAAACGUGCAGUACCACCACCAUCGGACACGUGAAAAUGCCCCACUAAAUCACGAAGUUUUCCCAUAAUUCAGAUAGAAAUAAUGUGAGGAAGGCUCGAGAAAUAAUGUGAAGAAGGCUCGAUGGCAUAUUCUGCCCAGUAAGAAAAAAUUUAAGGACCCAGUGGCUAGCAACACUUUUACAGUACAAUGUCUUUCAUUUCUUCUUUUAAAUAACAUUGUUAUGAUGUUGCUCACCAAUGAUGACAAAAGUACUUCUAACCAUUAAUGCGACUUCUUGUGCUUUCAUCCUUCAUGCAGGCAUUGAGACUUCCAUCCGUUAAUCGUCAAUGUCAUUAAUUUUGAUUUGCCAUCAUGUUGGUACGAUGGUGAACAGUUCUUGCCGACAAAGGCAUGUCUUUUAUUAGUUUGAUUAUCUUGUCUUUAUGCGAAGUUCGCAAAUUGUUGAUUGGCAACAUCAAGUACAAAUGCUUUUACAUAAAUGCAUGAUUUUUAGUAUGUUAUUCAUGAAAAAAUGGCAGCCGGUAUGGACCCAUCAUUUUUUUCACCACAAAACAUGGUUUUGACGUAUAUGGAUUUUUGUAACACCCGCCAUGAAAAUCCUCUCGAGGGAUUUGUUUUCGAAAAGAAAGUGAGGUACAGGGUAGUAGCGCACUCAAGCAGUCUCAUCUUUUGAUACUAGUUUUACCUGCAGAAGCUCAUUGUUCCUUUGUGUUAGCCAAAAUGCCGGCUCGUCGUAUUGCUGGAUAUUGCUUGAGGUGGAGGUGGAUCGGGCUGGGAGGUGGUUUGGCCGCAUGAGGUUUAGCCAUGAUCUGCAUAUUAUGUAAAUACGGCUCGAAACGAUACGGUAAUAUUGCCCCGGUCACUUCACUCGGUUGUGAGAUGUUCUCUUCUUCGAAAAGAGCUUCCGUGUCAGAAGGGGCGUGUUCGUCUCCCAUAGUGGGUUACACAGCGUGUUUUCAAUGGUGAAUGUCCCAGUGUGACGUCACGGACAGAAGAUGCAGCCAAUAUGGCGACCAUUUGGAUGUCGUAUAAGACUUCCGCAACUUUGCACAUGGAUGACGCACUCUCCGCUCAUUUAUUUUUCCAGAUAGACAUUGAAGUGAAUAAUGUUAAUAUUUUUCAUUACAAUAUCUAUUUUAGAAUGUUUAUUGGAUAACACUUGACCUUUAAACACACAGCAAAACCCUCCCUCUCCACAAAUGCUGUCCAUUCUUGUUGAAAACUUCGGUAAUCCUCAUAUUUUUUUCUUUUGAGUGAUGUUUCUCAAAAGUUUCCAGAAUUACUGUUCCACACAAUUGUCAUUCGACCGUUGUGCGCCUAUGAUUAGUGAGUUAGACUCCGUGUCAUUCCCGUCUGAAAAUCAAUCCAAAUAUUCACCAUUAUUUACUUUUGCAAAUAUUCAGCAUUAUUUACUUUUGCAGGUUCAAAUAUGUAUGGACAUAUUCCUCCGUCUUCUAUCGUCUUUGAUCAACUGAUGCUGCUAUUUCUUCAGAAGAUGAGGAUAAAUCCGAGAAAUCAGCGCUGUCCGUGAUUGUGUUUGCGCACAGGAGACAUCACUUCCUGUUUUUUAAGUCAUGUGACUCGCCAAAAUGGCGGCGCCCAUGAAAAUUUGUAAUUGCCGAUUAAAAACACAAAUAAUUUAUAUCGGAUUAACUUCAAAUUUUCAAGGUACAGUACAUAUGACAUGACCUAUUGGAUUAAGGUUUUUCAUUGUUCAGCGGACUAUUGUUUUAAGUGUGAUAAUUGCAAUAUUUUUGGUCAAAGAAGAAUACCUUUAUUUUUCACUGAAGAUCUCAGACAUGGUGUUUUUAAGAUACUUUUCAAAAUAAACGUUUGAGGGGUAAAAUACAGUGACAACAA